AUGAUCUGGUUUUGUUGCAGGAGGAGCAGCAGAUGGAACAGGUGCAGGAGAUGGUGGAGGUGCAGAAGGAGCAGUAGCAGGAGGAGUAGAAGCAGAUGGAACAGUGCAGGAGGAGCAGCAGAUGGAACAGGUGCAGGAGGAGCAGCCGAUGGAACAGGUGCAGGAGAUGGUGGAGGUGCAGAAGGAGCAGUAGCAGGAGGAGUAGAAGCAGAUGGAACAGGUGCAGGAGGAGCAGCAGAUGGAACAGGUGCAGGAGGAGUAGAAGCAGAUGGAACAGGUGCAGGAGGAGCAGCAGAUGGAACAGGUGCAGGAGGAGUAGAAGCAGAUGGAACAGGUGCAGGAGGAGUAGAAGCAGAUGGAACAGGUGCAGGAGGAGCAGCAGAUGGAACAGGUGCAGGAGAUGGUGGAGGUGCAGAAGGAGCAGUAGCAGGAGGAGUAGAAGCAGAUGGAACAGGUGCAGGAGGAGCAGCAGAUGGAACAGGUGCAGGAGGAGCAGCCGAUGGAACAGGUGCAGGAGAUGGUGGAGGUGCAGAAGGAGCAGUAGCAGGAGGAGUAGAAGCAGAUGGAAAAGGUGCAGGAGGAGCAGCAGAUGGAACAGGUGCAGGAGGAGUAGAAGCAGAUGGAACAGGUGCAGGAGGAGCAGCAGAUGGAACAGGUGCAGGAGGAGCAGCAGAUGGAACAGGUGCAGGAGGUGCAGAGGCAGGAGAAGUAGUAGAUGGAGAAUAA
This is a messenger RNA of Bolinopsis microptera, 726 nucleotides long. RefSeq lists its product as uncharacterized. The transcript has a single exon. The record is from RefSeq and is a predicted model, not a curated record. Lineage: Eukaryota; Metazoa; Ctenophora; Tentaculata; Lobata; Bolinopsidae. Bases 1 to 726 code for a protein of 241 amino acids.